AUGAAGUUUGGUGAAAUUUCUGCUGCUAUUGGUGCUAGAUGGAAAAAUAUGUCUAAAAGAGAAAAGAUGCCUUAUCAUAAAAAGCAUGAGGACGAAAAAGCGAUGUAUGAAAGUGCAAAGCUUGCAAUGUCAAAAAGUAACUUAUGUAUUGUUGAAGAAAAAAUCCCUAUUCAAAUUGAACAAAAAGCUAAUUCGAAGGCUCCUCCGCCUCAACUAUUGACUCCAAAAUCUCCCGCUGCGACUUUGAAGUCCCCAAAAUCUUCUUCCUCAAUUACGAAUAAAUCACAAUCGACUAAAAAUACACCUGAAGGUUUUUCAGGUGAUAUCAUUUCUCCUUCUCCAUCUAACGGAUCUAACAUGCCAUUAUUAUCCACUCCGUUAACUCCACGUGACCAACGUUCACUUCAGUCUUCGCCAACCGCUCCUACGUUACCAUCGAUGAUUAGAAAAUUUCCUAUAAACAAGCCCGAUAACAUAAAAAAAUCCGAUCUUCCAUAUCGACCGGGAUAUAUAAAUCGUCAACAAAAUGUCAGACAAUCUGGAGGUACCGUUAGUCCCGUUUCGGACGCUUCCAUUAUGAAUUCUCAAUCUUCUAGAAGCCCUCAGAAUAGUGGUAUCCGUAUCAGCCAAUCUUAUAAUAAAGGAAAAAAAGUUGAUAUCGAUUUUAAUAAAUUAUCAAAAAAAAAAAAGGCCGUUGCGACAUCACAAUCACAACAGGAAAUGACCUUGACUCGAGGUGACAAGAAAAGGGUAAAACUUGAUCGUGAUGAGCUUAAGGUAUCAUCUACACCAACACAACCGUUUAAUUCUUCAAAAUCAUCAAAACAAUCGAUCAUGAAUUCUAUGGAAUCAUCACGAGAUGAA
Molecule: messenger RNA, 864 nt
Organism: Racocetra fulgida
Lineage: Eukaryota; Fungi; Glomeromycota; Glomeromycetes; Diversisporales; Gigasporaceae
Source: the annotation of a GenBank genome assembly